Molecule: messenger RNA, 5796 nt
Organism: Eptesicus fuscus (big brown bat)
Lineage: Eukaryota; Metazoa; Chordata; Mammalia; Chiroptera; Vespertilionidae
Gene: PCDH15
Product: protocadherin related 15
Exons: 34
Coding region: 1-5796 (1931 amino acids)
Biological process (GO): sensory perception of sound; inner ear development; homophilic cell-cell adhesion
Cellular component (GO): desmosome; stereocilium; plasma membrane
Molecular function (GO): calcium ion binding
Source: RefSeq, a predicted model, not a curated record
AUGUUACAACAGUUUUAUCUCUGGAAAUGGUUAGCUUCAGGGAUCAUCCUUGGUUCUUUCUUCGGAGUCUGCUUUGGCCAGUAUGAUGAUGACUGGCAAUAUGAGGAUUGCAAACUAGCUAGGGGAGGACCGCCAGCUACCAUAGUUGCUAUUGAUGAAGAGAGUCGGAAUGGUACCAUUCUGGUGGAUAACAUGCUGAUCAAAGGGACUGCUGGAGGACCAGACCCCACCAUAGAGCUCUCUUUAAAGGACAACGUGGAUUACUGGGUGCUGCUGGAUCCCAUUAAGCAGAUGCUGUUCCUGAACAGCACGGGCAGAGUCCUGGAUAGAGAUCCACCAAUGAACAUACACUCCAUCGUGGUGCAAGUCCAGUGUGUCAACAAAAAAGUGGGCACUGUUAUUUACCAUGAAGUUCGAAUCGUGGUGAGAGACAGGAAUGACAACUCACCCACAUUCAAGCAUGAAAGCUACUAUGCCACUGUGAAUGAGCUCACCCCAGUUGGCACCACGAUAUUUACAGGAUUUGCAGGAGACAAUGGAGCUACAGACAUUGAUGACGGCCCAAAUGGACAGAUAGAAUAUGUGAUUCAGUAUAAUCCCGAUGAUCCGACAUCCAAUGACACCUUUGAAAUUCCCCUCAUGUUGACUGGAAAUGUAGUGUUAAGGAAGAGGCUCAACUAUGAAGAUAAAACACGCUACUAUGUCAUCAUUCAAGCUAAUGAUCGUGCACAAAAUCUGAAUGAACGGCGAACCACCACCACCACCCUCACAGUGGAUGUUCUGGAUGGAGAUGACUUAGGUCCAAUGUUUCUUCCUUGUGUCCUGGUGCCAAACACACGUGAUUGCCGUCCACUCUCCUAUCAAGCUGCCAUACCUGAGCUGAGAACUCCGGAAGAACUGAACCCCAUCAUCGUUACUCCACCCAUCCAAGCCAUUGAUCAGGACCGGAAUAUUCAGCCGCCAUCAGAUAGGCCAGGCAUCCUCUAUUCCAUCCUUGUUGGGACUCCUGAGGAUUACCCACGAUUUUUCCAUAUGCAUCCCAGGACUGCAGAACUUAGUCUCCUGGAGCCAGUAAACAGAGACUUUCACCAGAAAUUUGAUUUGGUUAUUAAGGCUGAACAGGACAAUGGUCAUCCCCUCCCUGCCUUUGCCAGUCUACAUAUAGAAAUACUGGAUGAAAACAAUCAGAGCCCGUAUUUCACGAUGCCCAGUUAUCAAGGCUACAUCCUAGAAUCUGCCCCCGUGGGAUCAACUAUUUCUGACAGUGUAAAUUUGACCACCCCUCUAAGGAUUGUGGUUCUAGACAAGGACAUAGAAGAUACGAAAGACCCAGAGCUUCACCUUUUCCUGAAUGAUUACACCUCAGUGUUCACCAUCACACCGACUGGAAUCACCCGCUUCCUCACCUUACUGCAGCCAGUGGACAGGGAAGAACAGGACACUUACAUCUUCUCGAUGACGGCCUUUGAUGGUGUGCAAGAAAGCCAGCCAGUUGUUGUCAAUAUUCGGGUGCUGGAUGCAAAUGAUAACACUCCAACCUUCCCUGAAAUAUCCUAUAAUGUCUACGUUUAUACAGACAUGAGCCCUGGGGAUAGUGUCAUACAGCUCACUGCAGUCGACGCAGACGAAGGGUCAAAUGGGGAGAUCUCCUAUGAAAUCCUGAUUGGGGAUCAGGGAGACUUCAUCAUCAAUAAAGAAACAGGGCUUAUCACCAUCGCUCCAGGGGUGGAAUUGAUAGUUGGGCGGACCUACGCACUCACGGUCCAAGCCGCGGAUAAUGCUCCUCCUGCAGAGAGAAGGCACUCCAUCUGCACCGUGUACAUUGAAGUGCUUCCUCCAAACAAUCAAAGCCCUCCCCGCUUCCCACAGAUGAUGUACAGCCUAGAAGUCAGUGAAGCCAUGAGGAUUGGUGCUGUUUUGUUAAAUCUACAGGCAACUGAUCGAGAGGGAGACCCAAUAACAUAUGCCAUUGAGAAUGGAGAUCCUCAGCGAGUUUUCAAUCUUUCAGAAACUACUGGGAUUCUAACCUUAGGGAAAGCACUGGACAGGGAAAGCACCGAUCGCUACAUUCUCAUCGUCACUGCACACGAUGGCAGGCCAGAUGGGACCUCAACUGCCACAGUAAAUAUAGUGGUGUCAGAUGUCAAUGACAAUGAUCCAGUGUUUGAUCCCUAUCUGCCUAGAAAUCUAUCUGUGGUGGAAGAAGAAGCCAAUGCCUUUGUGGGUCAAGUAAGGGCAACUGACCCUGAUGCUGGAAUAAAUGGCCAAGUGUACUACAGUUUGGGCAACUUCAAUCAUCUUUUUCGUAUCACAUCCAAUGGGAGCAUUUACACAACAGUGAAGCUUAACAGGGAAGUCAGGGACUACUAUGAACUUCUUGUUGUGGCAACUGAUGGAGCGGUACACCCUCGUCAUUCAACUCUAACACUGGCCAUCAAGGUUUUGGAUAUCGAUGAUAACAGUCCUGUGUUCACCAAUUCAACAUAUACUGUUGUCGUUGAAGAGAAUCUGCCAGCUGGGACCACCUUCCUUCAAGUAGAGGCCACAGAUGUUGACCUUGGAGCAAAUGUGUCUUAUCGGAUAAGAAGCCCAGAAGUGAAGCACCUUUUUGCAAUGCAUCCAUUUACAGGAGAACUCUCCCUUUUAAGGAGUUUGGACUAUGAGUCAUUUCCAGACCAGGAAGCAAGUAUCACUUUCCUAGUAGAGGCCUUUGAUAUUUACGGAACAAUGCCUCCUGGUAUUGCUACUGUCACAGUGAUAGUAAAGGAUAUGAAUGAUUACCCUCCAGUGUUUAGUAAACGCAUCUACAAAGGGAUCGUGGCUCCAGAUGCUGUCAAGGGUACACCUAUCACAAGCGUUUAUGCUGAAGAUGCAGACCCUCCUGGAUUACCUGCAAGUCGUGUGAGGUAUAGAGUAGAUGGUGUCCAGUCUCCUUAUCCUGCCAGUAUUUUUGAUGUAGAAGAAGAUUCCGGAACAGUAAUAACUCGAGUCAAUCUUAAUGAAGAACCUACGACCAUUUUUAAGUUGGUGGUUAUUGCGUUUGAUGAUGGUGAGCCUGUGAUGUCCAGCAGUGCCGUAGUGAAAAUCCUUGUCUUACAUCCCGGAGAAAUCCCACGUUUCACACAAGAGGAAUACAGGCCUCCUCCAGUAAGUGAACUUGCUGCCCGGGGGACUGCGGUGGGUGUAAUUUCUGCUGCGGCCGUCAAUCAGAGUAUUGUGUACUCCAUUGUUUCAGGGAAUGAAGAGGGUAAGUUUGGAAUUAAUAACAUCACGGGUGUUAUCUAUGUGAAUGACCUUCUGGACUAUGAAACAAGGACAAGCUAUGUACUUCGCGUCCAAGCUGAUUCUCUGGAAGUGGUCCUCGCCAAUCUCCGAGUUCCUUCAAAAAGCAAUACAGCUAAGGUAUAUAUUGAGAUUCAGGAUGAAAAUGAUCAUCCCCCAGUGUUUCAGAAAAAAUUCUACAUUGGAGGUGUAUCUGAAGAUGCAAGGAUGUUUGAUUCUGUGCUCAAAGUUAAGGCUACUGAUAAAGAUACUGGCAAUUAUAGUGCCAUGGCAUACAGGCUCAUAAUUCCACCAAUCAAAGAAGGAAAAGAAGGAUUCGUGGUGGAAACAUAUACAGGGCUUAUCAAAACAGCCAUGCUCUUCCAUAACAUGAGGAGGUCCUACUUCAUGUUUCAAGUCAUCGCAACUGACGACUAUGGGAAGGGACUAAGUGGCAAAGCAGAUGUACUUGUCUCUGUUGUCAAUCAGCUGGACAUGCAAGUCAUUGUUUCUAAUGUGCCCCCCACUCUAGUGGAAAAAAAGAUAGAAGAACUUACAGAGAUUUUGGAUCGCUAUGUUCAGGAGCAAAUUCCUGGUGCCAAAGUUGUGGUGGAGUCCAUUGGUGCUCGCCGGCACGGAGAUGCCUUUUCUCUAGAAGAUUACAGCAAGUGCGACUUGACCGUCUAUGCAAUCGACCCUCAAACCAAUAGAGCCAUCGACAGAAAAGAGCUUUUUAAAUUCUUGGAUGGCAAACUGCUCGAUAUCAAUAAAGACUUUCAACCGCAUUAUGGGGAAGGAGGACGCAUUCUGGAGAUCCGGACGCCAGAGGCAGUGACCAGCAUUAAGAAGCGAGGAGAAAGUCUGGGCUACACAGAAGGGGCCUUGCUGGCUCUGGCCUUCAUCAUUAUCCUCUGCUGUAUCCCUGCCGUCUUGGUGGUUUUGGUCAGCUACAGACAGUUUAAAGUACGCCAAGCCGAGUGCACCAAGACAGCACGCCUCCAAGCUGCUGCCGCCGCGAUGCCCCCUCCCAAGCCAGCAGCUCCUGCCCCAGCGGCCGCCCCUCCAGCACCGCCACCUCCGGGUGCACAUCUCUAUGAAGAAGUUGGGGACAGCACAAUGCAUGAUCUUUACCUUCUCUACCAUUUCCAACAAAGCAGGGGAAGUAAGUCAGUCUCAGAAGACAAGAAACAUCAGCACGUGGUGAUGCCCUUUUCUUCCAAUACUGUUGAGGCUCACGAGCAGGCUUAUGUAGAAGGAUCACUAAAGAACAGCCAGCCCACGUCUGCAAGAAAAUUCACAUUGAUAUCUGAUGAGGAUGCCUUAAAUACCCACAGUACCCUUUAUAAGGAAAAUGUAGAUCAAAGAUCAACAAAUUCAGACUUUUCACUAAGAACAGAUUCUAUAGGCUCUAUUUUACCAAGAACGCAAGCCAAGAAUGAGUCUCUGAGGGGCCCACGAAAAAAGAUUCAAAGGAUAUGGAAUCAGACGUUCUGUUUACCUAAGAGACCAAAGUGGGAACUUCCCAAUAGACCGGAAACCAUAGAUCUGGAUCAGUGGCCAAGCAACAGGCAGAAAGCGGAAAAUGAAAGCACUGAACCGUAUCCACACAAAAGAGGUAGCAGCAAUCCCUUGCUCAUAGCUGAAGAUACAAGUGUAACAGAAAAAGAGGCACGGCAAGGUGAAUCACUGACCAUGCAAGGAACAGAACAGCUGAAAUCUCUAUAUUCAGACUCUUCAUUUUCUUCCCCUUGGUCUCAUUCCACAUUCUCUACUCUGCCAACUGUCUCAAGAACUGUGGAACUUAGAUCAGAACCUAAUGUCAUCAUUUCUCCUGCUGACUGUUCCUUAGAACUUUCUCCUUCAAUGUCGUGCGUUUUAAAUGCUCCACGCUUUAGGAGAGAGACACCCAGUUGUAUGUUGACUAUUGAAACCAAGAACAUUUUCGAAAAUCCUCCCCAUCCACCAAACAUCUCUCCUCCUCCCUUCCCUCCACCCCUUCCCCCUCCUCUUAUUCUUACUCCUUUUGCUCUUUCCUGUCCUUCUCCUCCUUCUAGUCCUUCUCCUAUUCCUCCACUUCCUGUUCCCCCUUCUCCUCCUCUAUCUCUUCUCCCUCCACAUCCUUCUCUUCCUCCACCACCUCCCCCUUUUCCUUCUCCACUCCCUCCUUCAACUUCAGGUUUGUCCACUAAGUGUGUUUCUAUACCAGCUGUUAAACACACUGUCAAUGUGACACCAGCCAAGGAAAUACAGUCCUCUGUGGGACAGCUAUCAACAUCAACAACAGUAUGCCAUGCAGAUCCUCAAAGAGAACCAAAAGGAAUCCUCAAACAUGUUAAAAACUUAGCAGAACUUGAAAAGUCAGUAGCUAAUAUGUACAGUCAUAUAGAAAAAAACUAUCCCCCAACACACAUUCCAAAACUUGAAAUUAAUUACCCUUCAGAGAUGGAAAUAACAUCUGGACAAAACCAGGAGAAUUUGCACAAUAUUGUUGAGGAAUUUGAAAAACAAUCUCACACUCAAUCUACUUCACUGUAA